Molecule: messenger RNA, 2734 nt
Organism: Amphibalanus amphitrite
Lineage: Eukaryota; Metazoa; Arthropoda; Thecostraca; Balanomorpha; Balanidae
Exons: 6
Coding region: 420-917 (165 amino acids)
Source: RefSeq, a predicted model, not a curated record
AGUCUGCUUGACCCAGCUUCUUUUAAGACUAGCAAUCGAACAGCAUUCCUUUCAUACACAUUUUGUCGCAGGCGCUGCAUGUAUGUCGCAACUUGCGCUUUCACAAGUCAAAAAAGUCGAAACAAGUCAAUUUGCCCAAUUCGUAAUAUGAAUCAAUUCACAUUGGGGCCCGACGGUUUUUGACAGACGGUAGGAAGUCAAUUCCGAGGCAUUGAAUCGAUUCAAGCGUGUGGAUACGGAAUAAUCAACGGACUCGGACUGGGUCGGUGGUCAGUGAUCAUCAUUUUGUGAUGUCAUUGUGUGGCCAGUGACGUCACCAUGCAGCCAGAGACGGUGUACAACCCGACUACCAUAGCUGGUGGCUCGGAGCGUGGUGGUUACCUGGACAGCAUCAGUCAGGACAGGCAUGGCCGGCGGCGAUGCUGUACAUUGACUAUUGCGGUGGCAGCCACCAUCUGCACCCUCAUCGGGCUGGCACUGACGCUCUACGGCAGCGUGUUCCACUACCACUACACCGGCGUCGGCGCCCCGCCCCCGGCUCAGACUCGGAGCGGCGUCUCCGCCAUCAGUCCGAGGUCCGCCUCUACAGGGCCCUCCUGGCGGCCGGCGUGCCUCUCCUGGUGGCCGCCGCCGCGCUGUGGACGGCCUACCUGUACCGCCGCGGACGGUGUCGGGACUGCUGGCUCUGUCCCGGUGCCAGGAAACGCCGGAGGAUGCGGAACAACUUCCGCACGCAGUGUCUGGAGGCGGGUAACCUCACCACCUGCUACCCGAGCCGUCCCUCCCAGCUGCUCUCACAAGAGGAGGACCGGCUGGUGUCUCAGAGUCUGGACGAGGUCGCCGGACUGGAUGAUACAGACGCCAUGCUGGACAGUGGACCGCGGCCCAUAAUACGGCCUGCUCAGCGUGCCACCUAGGGGCAGCGGCGGUAACAACGACAACGGUACCAUAUCACCCCCUCUACCUAGCCGCGCUGCAGACACCGCCCCACUCGCCAGUACCGAGGACCUCACCGCCCUCUCUGCCGAGACGCUCUACCUAACCACCGGCGGCGGCUCCCUAAACCCAGCCGCCUGGUCCGGCCUGCCCAGCUCCCUUACACUCAACUCUGGAGACUCGCGACUACCCAGCGACUUGAGUCUAACGGGGGAUGGUUGGACGGGGCGAAGCAAGCCUCCCCGGGCUGUAUCGGCACGAUGUUUACGAAGGAUGUCGGCUAGGAGUGGAGGUACUGAUAGGGCGAUGAGGGGAGUUAGUGCGCCAGUGGAGGCAGCUGUGGAGACAUGGACUGAUUCCGUCCAACAAGCUGUGGAUGAUAAGGAGGGGUGAUGAUUGGGGUAUAGACUACCACCGAAUAUUUGUUUGUCGUGUGUGCUUGUGGGGGAGGCAGGGAUGAUGAUAUUUGACGUGCCUGGGACGAAACAUUGACGAGCUGCGUCAAUCCGCGAAGCGGUAGUGUGAUGGAAAGAAGGGUAAACGGGGUAGCAUUUCACGGCCCGUGUGGGAAUCACGAAGCUUAUGUGUCUUUAUAGAAUGCCUGUGGCCAGUUAGGUGAAUGCUUUAACGUUUGUACUUCGGGAAUCCGUGUGUGGCCUUGUGAAAUGUGAUCUAACAUGGGUAUAUAUUAUCCGAAGAAUCUCAAUCAGAAUCUUAUGUGAGCGUGUCGUCCACAUGAAACCCAGCGAGCAUCGUGCCUAGUUUUAUAAACUAAAUGUACCGCGAGUUGGAUCAGUCCUGCCCCAAACUUUGCGUAGGAUACUGUUACUUAUAGGGUACUGUUAUAAGUAUCGACGGCAAGAGCCGUGUGUGUCUCGACUUAUGCUAUCCUGUCCCUCCCUUUCUUAUUGUCGGUCUGGUACUGUCAUCACUCUUGUCAUCACGUCUUGCACUACCCUGUCAUAUAUUUCCUACACUGCUCCAUCCCGCCCUGCUAUAUUCUGGCCUGAGCAACCUUUUGCUGUGCCUUCCUCUCCUAUAGAAGGGUUGUUCGUUGUUCGAACUUUCACCCCCAUCCCUAUCACGUCUCAUGGCUUCCUGCCACACAUUAGAUCGACCUGGCCUGAGCAGCGGUAAAUACGCGAGUUAUUCUGCUGCCUGUUGUAACUUCGGCUCAUGUGCUGACUAUGUGACAGCGUUGUAAAUAGGAUUCUGGUAGUAAUGACUCCGGAGUCCGAACGAUGGCGCAUUCUCUUUAGUGAGACUUUGAACAUUUAACGAAUGAUCUGCAUCGCAUGGCUAGUAGAUAUUUACAUGUGAUCUUUUGUUUUCCUUUUGUUUAUAUCGUGGCUUUAUUUAGUUCUCUUUAUGAACCAUAAUAGAUGACUUAGGUACCUGGAUGUGUUGUGACUAAACCAUGCUUUAUUUACGAUUGCAUUGUGUGGCAUAGGCUCGCGUAAACCAGUGCGUUGACGGUCAUAUGCUGUAUGUAUCUUUUCUGACCACUAGUUUAGGUAGUCUUUUGAUUCAGCUGGUCAAAAUUGUACUAAAGCGAGGUAUGAUGUGUCUACCGUAUGUUUCUCUUACAUGAAAGCCGUUUGACUCUGGGGAAUCCAGCCUUGUGCCAGAGGCGUACCAGCUACUGAUGCAUAAUUGUCAAAUGUCAGCUAUAAUGGUUCCGUAUACGGCACUUUUACGAACAAAACUGUACCUGCUUCAGUGGACAGCGAGUUGGUUGUUUUGGAUUUGUCUGUUUGCUGGGAACGCUGAACAAAUACAGGUAGAUAAUAAGUACCGA